UGACCUUUGGAAUGAAAAUAAAAUUGUAUUAACCUGAAUGUGUAUCAGGUAAAAGAUUCAGAUCCAUGAGAAUCCAGAAAACCAGAUAUUCAGGUUUUCAUUCAUCAUUAUGAAUAACCAAGUUAUCGGUUAUUCAGUUUCAUUCAGUGUUGUGAUUGUUGUUGUUGAUCCUGUUACAUAAGAAUAACAAUCUACUUUACCAUUGACAGUUAUUAUUAAUUUUUUUACCGUUAUUCGAAUGGUUUUCUCUCUGUGUCUUUUCAUCCUCUCUCAUUGAUUAAAGUCAAUGGAUUAUAAUAAAAAGACUUAAUUGUAACAAUUAACUUAUACAUAUUUAUUAAUGAUGCCUGAUGAAACAACAUCAAUCUCUAUUGUAGAUAAUUAUUCAAUAAACAAUUACCAACUUGAUCUACCAAUUUGUCGAAUCUGUCAUUGUGGACUAAAUGAAGUGCUUUCGACUUUCUCAUCAUCCUCAUCCUCAUCCUCAUCUUCAUCAUCAUCUGAUAUGGACUUAAUUACACCCUGUUGUUGCUCAGGUUCAUUAAAAUAUGUUCAUCAUUAUUGCCUUCAACAAUGGAUUAGAUCAUCAAAUAAUAAAUACUGUGAACUUUGUAAAUAUCAUUUUAAAAUGUCCAUCAAAUUUAAGCCCAUUCACAAGUGGGAACGACUUGAGAUGACCAACAGUGAACGACGUAAAUUGUUAUACAAUUUGCUGUUUAAUUUGAUUUCAAUGUUUUGUGUUUUCUGGUCAAUUUAUGUUCUGAUUGAGAGAGCGACAUACGAAGCGAAAUUUGGUCUUCUCGAUUGGCCUUUUUGGACCAAAAUGCUUGUCGUUUCUAUUGGUUUUCUUGGUGGAACCAUUUUCCUUUUUGUUCAACUUCGCCUUUAUCUCUCAAUUUUUUCUAAAUGGCGACAAUAUAAUCGAGUCAUCAUAAUCCACAAUAGUGAUAAUAAUAAACAAGCGACUACUAAUCCUCCAAAAAUUGAGAAAAAAUCAACAUACGAAAUUGACUUAUCGGGGAUUAAGUGACCUCAUACUCUUUCCCCUUAAUCCGGCCACUUAAAUCCACAAAAAAACAACAUAAAACGAAACGAGGAUUAUAUCAAAACGAUUCCAAUUUUGUAAUAAUUACAAAUCAAACUGAGAUUUCGACUCGAUUGACAAAAGGACAUCUCGAUAACUAUUAAUUCAUAUAUUUAAAUUAACUAAUUGACAAAACUUAAUGUACUUAAAGAUGAAAAUAAGAAUCACAAUAAUCUUAA
This is a messenger RNA of Panonychus citri (citrus red mite), 1263 nucleotides long. Its product is annotated as E3 ubiquitin-protein ligase MARCHF8-like. Gene Ontology annotation, cellular component: cytoplasm; late endosome membrane; lysosome. NCBI's taxonomy places the organism in Eukaryota, Metazoa, Arthropoda, Arachnida, Trombidiformes, Tetranychidae. The transcript is spliced from 3 exons. Gene Ontology annotation, biological process: immune response; antigen processing and presentation of peptide antigen via MHC class II; protein polyubiquitination. Gene Ontology annotation, molecular function: MHC protein binding; zinc ion binding; ubiquitin protein ligase activity. The record is from RefSeq and is a predicted model, not a curated record. The coding region runs from base 341 to 1030 and encodes 229 amino acids.